UUGAUUUUUGAUAUUUACUAUACGUAUAUUACUAUUAAAUCCAGCAACAAAUGGAAUAUAUAUUAAUGUCAAAUUUGAUAUUCCAUUCAACUGAUACAUAUAAUAAUUGUAAACGUGUUAAUUAGGCAAUUGUGUUGUUAAGUAAUGUUCAAUAUGGAAAGCGUUAGAGUGGAAUAUGAUGCCCUUGGUGAAAUAGAAGUUCCAAAUGGCAAAUUGUAUGGAGCUCAAACAGCACGUUGUCUGAAGAAUUUUCCUAUAGGGGACGAAUUUGAAAGAAUGCCCUUUAGUGUUAUUGUAGCUAUGGGUGUAUUGAAAAAGGCUGCAGCAGAGGUGAACGUAGAUUUUGGUCUGGAUCGGAAAAUCGCAUCUGCCAUUUCAAAAACUGCUGACGAUGUUAUUUCUGGAAACCUUUAUUGUGAACAUUUCCCUCUUGGAAUUUGGCAAACUGGCUCCGGCACUCAAACGAAUAUGAACGUAAACGAAGUGAUAGGUAAUCGUGCAAUUGAAAUAUUGGGUGGAAAGUUAGGCUCGAAGAACCCUGUUCACCCCAAUGAUCAUGUUAAUAAAGGUCAAAGCAGUAAUGAUACAUUUCCAACCGCUAUGCACAUUGCAGUUGCUCACGAGUUGAAUCAUAGUCUUCUACCGAACUUAAAAAAAUUAAAAAACAGCUUACAGGAGAAAAGCCAAAAGUUUAUGUCUGUUAUAAAGGUUGGACGUACUCAUACUCAGGAUGCUGUUCCUUUGACCUUGGGACAAGAGCUGAGUGGAUACGUUAAGCAAUUGGAGUAUGGAAUAAAUCGAAUACAAAAUACUUUGCCUCGUUUAUACGAGCUCGCAAUUGGUGGAACCGCUGUUGGAACCGGCCUUAACACGUAUGUAUCUUUUGAUGAAAAAUGCACAAAAAAAAUUGCUGAAUUAACAGGACUUCCUUUUGUAAUCGCCCCUAAUAAAUUUGAAGCGCUAGCUGCAAGUGACACUAUGAUCGAAGUCUCUGGAGCUUUAAAUGUCAUUGCAGCUUCUUUAAUGAAAAUAGCCAAUGACAUUAGAUUUUUAGCUUCUGGUCCCCGAUGUGGAAUAGGAGAGCUAAUACUUCCAGAAAACGAGCCAGGAAGUUCUAUAAUGCCCGGCAAAGUUAAUCCGACCCAAUGUGAAGCGCUCACAAUGAUCGCAGCUCAAGUAAUGGGUAACAACGUUGCUGUUACAAUAGGCGGAUCGAAUGGUCAUUUUGAAUUAAACGUUUUUAGACCCUUGAUGGUUUCAAAUGUUUUACGGUCUAUUAAACUGCUCUCUGAUGGUUGCUAUUGUUUUGCUCUGAAUUGCGUAAAUGGAAUGGAAACUGAUAAAGAACGUGUGGCGUUUCUGCUUAGUCAAAGUUUAAUGUUGGUUACUGCUUUAAGUCCUCAUAUCGGUUAUGACAAAGCAGCUCAAAUUGCUCUAAGGGCUCACCGUGAGAAAACAACUUUAAAGGAAUCCGCAAAAGCUUCCGGAAUUGCCGAGUCGGAUUUUAAUAACUGGGUUAAAGCCGAAGAUAUGUUGGGGCCAACUGUAUAUAAAAAGAAAUCGACCUGUUAGUUGUUAGUUUAAAGUAAUUAAGA
This is a messenger RNA of Agrilus planipennis (emerald ash borer), 1595 nucleotides long. RefSeq names its product fumarate hydratase, mitochondrial-like. Gene Ontology annotation, cellular component: mitochondrion; tricarboxylic acid cycle heteromeric enzyme complex. Gene Ontology annotation, molecular function: fumarate hydratase activity. Lineage: Eukaryota; Metazoa; Arthropoda; Insecta; Coleoptera; Buprestidae. Bases 145 to 1572 code for a protein of 475 amino acids. The record is from RefSeq and is a predicted model, not a curated record. Gene Ontology annotation, biological process: tricarboxylic acid cycle; fumarate metabolic process; malate metabolic process. The transcript has a single exon.